Molecule: messenger RNA, 1533 nt
Organism: Durusdinium trenchii
Lineage: Eukaryota; Dinophyceae; Suessiales; Symbiodiniaceae
Source: the annotation of a GenBank genome assembly
AUGGCUACCUUUCCUGAGACUCAGCCGCAAGAGGUAGCCAAGAUCCCACGCUUGAAAUGCAGGAGGCCCACUUCUCUGGAUGAAGGCGAGCAGUUGCAAUGCAAGGCCUGCUGGAACCUUUACCAGAUCCUCUAUCGCCAUGUUGGCGGCAUCCCUGAGACGCUGAACCACUUGCAGCCGAAGCAGCAAGCCGAGUUCUUCAAGUCCACUGGUGAUUUGAUGCUGGCGACGCCCAAGAACGGCAGGUGGGCACUGGUUCGAAAGAGCAUCGUGACCUCUGUGGCCUCCUUUAAGACGGAGCAGGUCCACAACACGGUGGAAAAGAAGUAUCGUCCACUUUCGGUGUGGAAGCAAAAGGGUUACGAUGUCAAAGAUAUCGAAGAGCGUGGGGAGAGCAGAGAUGACGAUGUCUUUGGCAAGGUUUGGACUGCUCCUUUGACUUCCAUCAAGGUGGAAGACAUAGUGGGCACCAUCGAGAAAGAGUUGAUGGAGAAGGAAUUGAAGCUGAAGAACCAGAAGGGCAGGAAGCGCACCAAGCCUUCCUCAGCAACGGCUCAGCGACCUGAGGUUGUCACUGUGGAGGAUGGGGAUGACGUCUGGUCCAUUCCCUCUGAAGAUGAGGUCGCUGUGAGUGGAAAGCCUGGCCCAAACAAGAUUCCCAAGACAAGUUCUGCUGAGAAGGAAGCAGCCGCAGCUGCCAGAAAGGCUGCGAACUUGCGAGCGACUUCUUGGAAGAAGGAGGUCAGCAAGGCAUCCAAGAUCAUGGCAUCUUUCAACAGCACCUCCAAUUCCUUGGCGUCUUUGCUGAUCAAGGUUGAGAAGCGGCAGGGCGUCCUUGAUGACCAAAUGGUCAGUGGACUGCAAGAAGCCAACACCAAGAUCCGGACGUUGAACACAAGCGCAACCGCCUUGAUCAGUGCCACUGAUGAGACCCGUGCUUCUUCAGACCCUCGCGUUUUGCAGCAAGAUACCCGAAGAAAAUUGGCGCGCGGCCUGACAGUUCCCGGUGCCUCAGAAAGAGCAGUACAUGAGUUGUGGAAUGUUUUCCACGAUGAAGACGAGCGCAUUUCAAGAGGUUGCUUCACAGAUGUGGUAGAGGAAGAGCUUGGACCCUGGAAGCAAGUGACUGACCCUAUCAAGUUUGAUACUCAUGAUGAUACCCAGCAGGAAAUCCAUAUGGUCAAUCUACGCAAGUAUUUGGAGAAGCUGUGUUUGGACUCUCUGCCGUACAGGGAAGCGUUGAUGAAAGCAGCGCAAGGGACUGGAUACCUGACGCCAGUGUUGUACUGUGAUGAGUGUACAGCCGGUAAUGUUCUAUCUGCUGACAAAUCUCGCAAAAGUUGCCUGUUCUACCUGGGCUAUCUUGAGACCUGGCACCUUCUGAAGCAUGAGGUCCUUUGGAUACCUUUCGCCUGCGUCCAAAGCCAAUGCAUCAACACUUUGCAGGAUGGUGUUUCAAGACUCCUUUGUCACAUGGUGGAACAAAUUACCAAUGCAGAAUUCACAGCUGGUUUCUGGCCCACCCUGACUUGA